Carassius auratus (goldfish) is the source of this 1094-nucleotide messenger RNA. RefSeq names its product fibroin heavy chain-like. The record is from RefSeq and is a predicted model, not a curated record. The transcript is spliced from 5 exons. Bases 75 to 1094 code for a protein of 339 amino acids. Gene Ontology annotation, cellular component: extracellular region. NCBI's taxonomy places the organism in Eukaryota, Metazoa, Chordata, Actinopteri, Cypriniformes, Cyprinidae. Gene Ontology annotation, molecular function: peptidase inhibitor activity.
AUUGCAGUCACAUUAUUAUUUGUGUGCAUUGUUGUCCACACCUCAAUUCAGUGCAUUUUCUAGUAGGGAUCAUUAUGAGAUCGCAGGUUGGGACGAUGACAGCUCGAUUGUACUUCUCAUUGAUUGCUGUAUUAUGUUGUCUUUCUGGAUACUUGAGCCUGACAGAUGUUAUUCAAGGACAAACUACAGCAAAGCCAGGAGAGUGUCCACCUCAAACAUCUGGAAGCUUGUUUAAUGGGUCCUGUAACCGUGACUCUGACUGUCCCAAUGAUGAGAAGUGCUGCGGCAAUGGAAGUGGACAUUACUGUACAGCUCCUUAUACAGUGAAGCCGGGUCAGUGUCCCAAACUAAAGAGUGUUCCAGAAUGUGCUGACCUCUGUUUCCAUGAUGGCCAGUGUCCUGCCGCACAGAAAUGUUGCCCAACCACCUGUGGCCAUGUAUGUAGUGAACCAAGUGAUCAGCAAAGUGAUCAGCAAAGUGAUCAGGGAAGCGGCCCGGAAAGUGGUCAGGGAAGCGGUCAGGGAAGUGGUUAUGGUCAAGGUCAGGGUAGCGGUUACGGUCAGGGAAGCGGCUAUGGUCAGGGAAGCGGUUAUGGUCAAGGUCAGGGAAGCGGCUACGGUCAGGGAAGCGGCUACGGUCAGGGAAGCGGCUACGGUCAGGGAAGCGGCUACGGUCAAGGUCAGGGUAGCGGUCAGGGUAGCGGUUACGGUCAAGGUCAGGGUAGCGGUCAGGGAAGCGGCUACGGUCAGGGCAGUGGUUACGGUCAUGGUCAGGGUAGCGGUUACGGUCAAGGUCAGGGAAGCGGCUAUGGUCAGGGUAGCGGCUAUGGUCAGGGUAGCGGCUAUGGUCAGGGUAGCGGCUAUGGUCAGGGUAGCGGCUAUGGUCAGGGUAGUGGUUACGGUCAGGGUAGUGGUUACGGUCAAGGUCAGGGAAGCGGCUAUGGUCAGGGAAGCGGACAGGGAAGCGGACAGGGACAGGGAAGCGGACAGGGUAGCGGUCAAGGUCAGGGACAGGGAAGCGGACAGGGACAGGGAAGCGGAGAUCUCUUCAAUUCAGUGCUUUAUUCAUAUGGCACAUUUUUCCUGUUUGCUUAA